AUGUCAGGACCAAUUCGCAAAGGACUCACGAACAUCCUCAAGAAAGAACCUACCGAUAUCGUCAUCCUCUCCUCUCUCCGAACGCCAAUCACACGAUCCUACAAAGGUCAUCUCAAAGAUGCCUACCCUGAAGAGCUUCUCGCGACUGUUCUGAAAGCCACCCUCGCAGCGAACCCCAACCUCGAUCCCGCGUUAAUACAAGAUGUAGGCGUUGGAGUUGUUCUCUCUGAACUUGGCGGAUCGAAAGCGGGUCGAAUGGCAAUGAAUCAUAUAGGCAUACCUACAACGACAUCUUUCUACACCGUCAAUCGAGCCUGCAGUUCCGGCUUGAGUGCCAUCACGAACGUCUCGCACCAAAUCGCAACAGGCAUGAUCGACAUAGGCAUUGGAGGAGGUAUGGAGAGCAUGACACGGAAUUACGGAUCGAGGGCAAUCCCAACAGUCCUGUGGCCAGAAUUGAAAGAAAGUGAAGUCCGUGAUGCGAGGGAUUGCAUUAUGCCCAUGGGAUUGACCAGCGAAAAUGUCGCGGAAAGGUACGGUGUCAGUAGAGCUGACCAGGACGCAUUCGCAGUAAUGUCGCAUCAACGAGCUGCCAAAGCUCAAGCGGAAGGACUCUUCGACAUGGAAAUUGUACCUGUGCAUACGAGAUACCAAGAAGUUGACAAGAAGGGAGAGAAGGUAGGAGGAGAGAAGGAGGUCACAGUCACAAAAGAUGAUGGUAUCAGAACGAAUGCCAGUUUGGAAGGAAUGCAGAAACUAAAGCCGGCUUUCAAGGAGAAUGGAACGUCAACAGCAGGAAACUCGUCUCAAAUUUCUGAUGCAACGGAACUCGGAUUGACGUCCUCAAUUAUUGGGAAAUGGGCAGGGACCCAAGUUGCUGGCUGUAGGCCAGAUGAGAUGGGAAUUGGCCCCGCUAUUGCUAUCCCGAAACUUUUGGAGUAUACUGGCUUGAAGACGGAAGAUGUUGGAUUAUGGGAGAUCAAUGAAGCAUUUGCAAGUCAAGCCAUCUAUUGUUUGAGACAGCUGGGUCUUGAGAAGCAGCUCGAGGAGGCAAGAGUCAAUCCCAAAGGUGGUGCCAUUGCAUUGGGUCACCCAUUGGGAGCAACUGGUGCGAGGAUGUUGGCUGGUCUUUUGCCCGAGAUGGAAAGGCAAGGUUUGCAGACCGGAGUUGUGUCAAUGUGCAUUGGUACUGGAAUGGGCAUGGCUGGUUUGUUUGUACGAGAAUAA
Molecule: messenger RNA, 1227 nt
Organism: Mollisia scopiformis
Lineage: Eukaryota; Fungi; Ascomycota; Leotiomycetes; Helotiales; Mollisiaceae
Product: peroxisomal putative 3-ketoacyl-CoA thiolase 1
Exons: 2
Coding region: 1-1227 (408 amino acids)
Biological process (GO): phenylacetate catabolic process; fatty acid beta-oxidation
Cellular component (GO): peroxisome
Molecular function (GO): acetyl-CoA C-acyltransferase activity
Source: RefSeq, a predicted model, not a curated record